AUGCUGACUCCGACUCUACACACCGUUCUCUUCGCUGUUUUCGCAAGCCUCUUCGUCUCUGCUCACUGCGACAAUCGAUCUUGGAAAGAUGCUGCUCUGUUCAUCUUCGGUGACUCCCUCAACGACGCCGGAACCAACGCCUAUCUAUAUCUAAACACCACUGUGGUUAGUCGAUCAAAUUUUCCUCCUUAUGGCGAGACAUUCUUCCACCAUCCCACUGGCAGAUACUCCGACGGUCGUUUGAUCGUUGAUUUCAUCGCUGAACAUGCAAAGCUGCCACUGAUUCCGCCGUAUCUCCAAAUGAAAGGCGGUGAAUUCAUGGGAGGGGCGAAUUUCGCAUCCAGUGGAGCCGGCGCUUUGGUUGAAACUUAUAGAGGAUACGUGGUGGACUUGAAGACGCAGCUGAAGCAGCUUGAACAGCUGGAGAAGAAGCUGAGGAAGGAGAUGGGGAGCGAGAAGGCGAAGAGGAUAAUUAAGGACGGUGUCUACUUAAUUAGCAUCGGAAGCAAUGAUUACUUGUUCCCUCUCCUUUAUAAUUCCACUCUGUUUCAGUCCAUUUCCAUGGAGGAUUCCGUGGGGAUGGUGAUUGGAAACAUCACCAACGUGCUCGAGGGAAUGUACAAAGUAGGAGGAAGAAAGUUUGCAAUGAUAGGAAUACUUCCAUUUGGGUGUGUGCCAGGCAUGAGAGCAUUAACCAGAAAUGGUUCUUGCUCAGGUGAAGCCAACAAUCUGGCAAAGCUUCACAACAUUGCUCUUACUUCAGUUCUCACUAAGCUGGAGACUCGUCUUCAAGGAUUCGAGUACUCCUACUUCGAUUUCUACACGGCCACCAGGGAGAGAAUCCAACACCCAUCCAAAUAUGGUUUCAAGGAAGUGGAAACCGCGUGUUGUGGUUCGGGUCCUUAUAGGGGAAAUUUCACCUGCGGAGGGAAGAGAGGAGUGAAUAAAUUUUCAUUAUGCCGUCAUCCUGGGAAGUACCUGUUCUUUGAUGCCUUCCAUCCAACUGAGAGGGCAAAUCGGCAAUUUGCGCAGUUGAUGUGGAACGGGAAUCCUACUAUAAUCAAACCUCACACUCUGAAAGCAUUGUUCAAGCACGAGGGGAUUUGAAUUUCCUUUUUCUUCACAAAAUCGUAGGUAAACAACCACAUCCCACUCCAACGUCAAAUCUUGAGUGACGGAGCAUGAUGUUGGACCGAUUGUAUGGCUGCACUUUUGUUAAAUAAUGGGGAUGUUUAAAUGAGCCAUAGUGUUGUUAGAA
Messenger RNA from Rhodamnia argentea, 1258 nucleotides. RefSeq names its product GDSL esterase/lipase 5-like. Gene Ontology annotation, biological process: lipid metabolic process. The coding region runs from base 1 to 1107 and encodes 368 amino acids. The transcript is spliced from 5 exons. Gene Ontology annotation, molecular function: lipase activity. The record is from RefSeq and is a predicted model, not a curated record. Lineage: Eukaryota; Viridiplantae; Streptophyta; Magnoliopsida; Myrtales; Myrtaceae.